CGUCUCGCAACCCGGGACCAAUGAAGCGCGCACUACUCCUGUUUCUCCCUGUUUUCCUCCCCGUGAUCGCUAUCGCGACGGCGCGAUGACGAUCCCGACGAGCGGAGACAGAGAACACUCCACCUCCCCGCAAUCACCCACUCUUCGAGGUCGUGACGUUUCCAACAACACGACUCCGAAGAGCGCGGUUGGCGCAGACUCCACGAUUCGCUCGGCGUCAUUGCCGCAACUGACGACGAAGAUGCCGCGAUCAAAGGUAUAUCGUAAAACAUCCCUUAAGAGUUCGUCUCUCAAAAGCGAGAUCAACGUCGGCGGCGAUGGUAAUGGCACUACUGAGAGGAACAGCGUCGUGCGAUAUAUGGGCAUCGCCGCGGAAAAGAAGCAAAAAAGGAAGAGCCUCACGGACAGAGACGUCGACGUGAGAUACGAGAACAAGUGGAAUUCCGAAAAUAUCCACAUCACAUGCAAUCCCAUGUCGACGCCCUAUCCGUACUCGACACCGGCGGUGACCACCACGACGACAACCACCACCGUCACCACUACUAGCAAGACGACAGCAACGAUGGUAGAGAGUGAUGAGGAGCCGAAGAGCCGCAGCUGCGGUAGCUUCCUACCGAUACUCGCCCUGAUCCCGCACUCGGUCAUCAGCUUCCAAUAUCUCAGCCCGAAAAUGAAGUUCUCGUGGUGGCGAAACAAGAUCUCGUGAAGGCACGCGUAGACGCCCAUCGUCGUCGCUGUCGACGUUGUGCGUCGCGACGCCACCCCGACCUGUUUUAUGAGGAGACACACCUCUCUUACCUCGUAGCGAGCUCUCUUUCUCUCUUCGCUUAUAUACAUAUGUAUUUCU
Trachymyrmex cornetzi is the source of this 847-nucleotide messenger RNA. RefSeq lists its product as uncharacterized. NCBI's taxonomy places the organism in Eukaryota, Metazoa, Arthropoda, Insecta, Hymenoptera, Formicidae. Bases 86 to 706 code for a protein of 206 amino acids. The transcript has a single exon. The record is from RefSeq and is a predicted model, not a curated record.